AUGCCGCCGUUCUGGGUCUUGACCUUGCUCAGCGCUGCAGGAUUAGCAGCUCCCUCCCCAAAGAGUAUUCACUCGGACAUCACAUUGUUGAUCGACAAUGACCUGCAAGGCCCUAAUAGCCCGAGCGCAAACUCUGGAGUGAUCGUCUUGGCGGCCCGCUCCUACCGGGGUGCGAUUACGACUUGUGAAGCAUUUGGGGAACACUUAUGGUCGCCGGAUCUAGGAGCUUCAGAUAUACAGGCAAGCCUCAACUAUUUGAAGUACAAGGAAGCCGAAAAUCCACGCGCGCAGUACUGGAUAGCGCCUAGUGGUAACAGAUCUCGGUCUGUCGAUACCAGCGGUGUUGUCUCCUGGUCCCCUCCCUCGGUCGACCUUCCCGCACUCUGUACACAGUCUGCACCGUUCUCAAGUGGCUCUUUCAAAAACACAAGCGAGCAAUGGCGAGUCACGGUUGAGUCAAACAACGAGGUUUUGACAGGAUUCCGCGAUCGAUACAGCUUCCGUUUUCUUGGUAUUCGGUAUGCCCCACAGCCUGAGCGAUUCACAUACUCGGUGCCGCAUAUUGGCCAAGGAGGCAAGGUUUCCGCUCUCGAAUAUGGUUCUCAGUGCGUCCAGGCCGGCGGUGUGGGAUCAGAAGACUGCCUGUUCCUGAACGUUUGGACAACCUUCCUGCCAGGAUCCGACCCAGGAAAGAAGGAUCUCAGGCCAGUGAUGGUUUGGAUACACGGUGGUGCAUUUACCGGCGGAACUGGCAAUGAUCCGACCGCAGACGGAGGCAAUUUGGCAUCCAGGGGCGACGUUGUGGUGGUAGACAUUAACUACAGGCUCACAACACUUGGGUUCCUAGCGUUGAAGGAUGGUAAGACCAACGGUAACUAUGGGCUUGCCGAUCAAAUCAACGCGCUGGACUGGGUUCGGAGGAACAUCAAAGACUUUGGUGGAGAUCCCGACCGGGUCACCAUCUUCGGUCAGUCCGCUGGAGCGGCCAGCGUUCGAGCCUUGAUGGCGUCUCCGAAGUCUAUCGGAAAGUUUGCUGGAGCCAUCCCUGUUAGCAGUUUGGGAGGAAUCAACUACGGCACGACAUAUUCCAAAUACUACACUAUUGAUGAAGAAAUGGAGGUGGCGGGCAAUGCGAUCUUGAAGGCGACAAACUGCACUGACGCAUCGUCUCAGGUGAAUUGCCUAAGGGCCGUCUCAGGGGAUGUGCUGGCAAGUCUCAGCACCGUGGCGCGAUACCCAGUGGUCGAUGGGACGUACCUGAUUUCGGACAGCCUGGAACUGAAAGGUCCCCCAUUGCCUGUGCGGAUCAUGAUGGGCAUCACGCGGGACGAUGGUGCGCCCAUCAUCGGCUAUCCAACGACCAAGAACGAGACAGCGUACCUAGAAGCUGCAGGGUUUCCCAUACCCCCGCCGGAUCUGUACCCUGUUCCUGAUAUGGAUAACAAGACACUCGCCCUGUUCAACAUGAGUUCGCGCCUUGCGACCGACGGGGUCUUCCGCUGUAUCGACCAAGCAACCGUCUACACAGGUCUUCGGUCGGGCCGCUUCAGCCCCAAUGUCUUCUUCUACGAGUUCAAUCGUACGUAUCAGACCUCGGGCUGGCCCGGACUCGACGUUUGCGAGCCGCCCAAGUCAGCCGAACAUCCUCAUGGAGACCCCAGCAAAGAGUAUUUCAAGUGCCACUCGGGCGAGCUGUACUACAUAUUCGGGAAUCUUGCCCGGCAAGGGCUACCUAUGCGUGAUGAGAAUGACCUGCUGUUCGAGCAGUUUGUCUUGGACUCUUUCGCGUCAUUUGCGAGGACGUACGAUCCGAAUCCGGCAAUGGGUCUUUUGCAGGCGAGAGGGUAUGAGCAUACCAUCCGAGAGUUGCAUACGGCUGGACUGUGGCUUCCUGCAACGAAAGAUAUAAUGACGAAGAGAACACUGCAAUGGCCGAGCUUUCAGGGUCCAUUCACCGAGGUUGAGCAGUGCGAGGCGCUCAACCUUGGGUUGAACUAUUAUGAAUGA
Molecule: messenger RNA, 2007 nt
Organism: Neoarthrinium moseri
Lineage: Eukaryota; Fungi; Ascomycota; Sordariomycetes; Amphisphaeriales; Apiosporaceae
Exons: 4
Coding region: 1-2007 (668 amino acids)
Source: RefSeq, a predicted model, not a curated record